Lingula anatina is the source of this 1316-nucleotide messenger RNA. RefSeq lists its product as uncharacterized. The record is from RefSeq and is a predicted model, not a curated record. Lineage: Eukaryota; Metazoa; Brachiopoda; Lingulata; Lingulida; Lingulidae.
GUCAUGCAUGUCCUAAAUAACAAAGUGAUAAAGAAGCCAGGAGGGCACGCCACUUUUUUUAUCUAUUCAUUUUUUACUAUUUGUUUGUUAAAGUCAUCUAAGUCUACAAACCAGGACUGUGGAUUGAAUAUUUAUUUGUGACAAGGGUGGGGAGAGUACUGGAGCCAUUUUCAAGACGUCUCACUUCAGCCAAGGUCGACAUACAGACAUAGAUGAAAAAUAAGGCACAGAGAUGGUUGCCAAAGUGAUUGCAAUUUUGCUGUUACUCCAUUCCUCCGCCAUCUUGGCACAGAGCCAAUUCAAAGCUCCAGAUUACGAAUGGAGUAAGCAUGUUGUCAUUGGAGGCUCAGAAGAAUUCAACUGCAAUGAGACCAACUACAUGGCACCCCUUCAGCCCAGUGAUCGCAUCGAAUGGGUGCUCCCUGACUCAAAGCGAGUUACUACUGGCUGGUCGGAUGAUCAUCGUUCCCUCAGGAACAUUACCAACGCUGGGCACAUUAUAAAUGCUAUUAUGCACAUCAAAGAUGUUCAACCCUCCAUCUUUGGAUACUAUAUUUGCAGGGUAUCCAGAAAUGCAGGCUCAGAAGUUGGCUACACUCGGUAUGGCCUUAAUCUAGGCGGAGCUCCUUUUGCCGACCCAUGGGAAAAGUACCAAUAUAAUCUAAUGGUAGGGGGUAUAGCAGGAGCUGUGGUCCUGGUGGUGUCCACUUUCCUGUGCCUGGUCUACAAAUUUCGUUACAAGGAGCUGGAAGACGGGCGAUACAAGGACACCAGUCGCUACACCGGACAACCAAUGAAAUCCACAGCAGUGUACGAUAAUGCCGCCAUGGACAGCAGCCAGGAUAGCAUCUUCAAGAAUGGUGACACAAAACCUGCUGCCUCAACUGACACCCAUAUGUGAACAAUUAUUUUGUAUGUAUAAGUGUGAUGGAAAUCAAUGAAUGUCCAAUGAAGAAAGUACUGACAAUUGUCUGUUGAAAAGAUAUUGAACUAUCUACCUUAUUUACUGCCCAUAAAAAUAAUUCCAUGGUUUAAAAAUACUUAAUCUUUUCAAGAGGAGAUCAAAUGAGAUCAAGUGGAUAUUAUGACAAAAAUGUUUUCUAAGUACUAAAACUUGGAGCUAUGAACAAUUUUACAGUGUACGUCCAAAGUGUACUCCACAACUAAGGACAUAUUAAUAUCUGGGAUUCAAAUAAUUUUUUUAAUUAAUUUUUGUUUUAAAAAUAUCUUCGAGCUAUCAUUAUCAUUGAUGGAUUUAGAAAAUAUAUAUAUUUUUAUGACUGAUCUGAAAUGUGUUAAAAGUCAAUUUAUAGUUA